AUGCAUCAUGGACCCAACUUUCGCACUCAUGCGGACUACACCCAACGCCCUGCAACGCCGGCCAUAUCGUUCAAAGAGGAAUCGGCCGUGCAUGCUUUGCCGUGCGCCUUUCUCGAUGAUCCCACUCACGAGUCGGCUCUCACUCAUGAGUCGGCAACCGCCUCUCUGUCCGGGGGUAGUCCCAAUGAUUGCGACGGGUUGGAUGACCUCGGACAAGCUGGAGUCGGCUUCGACACUUCAACAAUCCUGCCAGGAGAUCUAGCCAGCGACAUUGUUCAGGGCUCCCUUGGAGACCAUACGAAUGACCAUUACAGCCAGCACCCCGCGGACGAGGACGCGAUGUAUGGGGGCUUCACCGAUGAAAGGAUCUGGGGCAGCCCUCCGCCAGAUGAAACACAAUUCGCGAGCACUGCUAUUGGCGCUGGUCUGAUGCAGUUUGAUGGAAUCCCGCUUGCGAAUUCUCAAGUCCUUCAUCAGCAUGAUUUCGAGACACCCGAGCGAGCAGCUCCACUGCCAACAUUUGAAGCCUCGUCAAAUGGCGCGAAUUCCGCGCACGAGAUCGGGAUUAGAUUCUCGACAGAACCACACGAUGGCUGUGCACAGUCGUCUAAUCUGAACGAUGCUGCUUUUACCAUCGACCAAAGACCUGAGUUCCAGAGCGCGUACUUUGGAGUGCAGCAUGUAUCCGCGGACACGUCCUUCGCCUGGUCUAUGAUCGCCUCUGUCGUUGGCUUAGCCACGAGCCUAGCGCUGCACCUGGACUGCAGUUCAUGGUCAAUACCGCCGUGGGAAAAGCGGCUUCGACGCCGCUUGUGGUGGAUGACAUUCUCUGAGGCGACGUGGAGAAGUCUCUUGUUGGGAAGGCCUGCUAUAAUCGCACCAGAUCAGUGGAAUGUGUCGGAGCUCACUUCACUGGAUUUUGAGGUUGAGGAAAUGCUUCUUGGGCUUGGCGAUGAUACGAAAGCAAACGAUUUCGCGGAAAAGCUGCGACUUGCAACACAUGAGUCCGAUGAGGGUAUGAUAUCACAGCGACUCGCAACUUUGACCAUUAUUGCCGACAAUAUAUACCGUUGUCUUUACACGAUACGGGCUACUGAGAAGCUCGCCGAUGACCUUGCUGGCUCCAUCAGGGCUAUCAAACCUCUUCGUGAAGAGCUCAAGCUGUGGUAUGCCAGUCUUCCUAUCUAUUUAAAGACACCAAAGAUAGAUCCCGAGAGGGUGGCUCCCGCCGCACCAAGCUCGGCAGCCUGCCUCAAAUUCGCGUAUCUGACUCUCGAAAUUCUACUUUACCGAGCUUUGCUUCGGCCACUGGGCAAAAUCGACCUGGAAGUUGUCUCGAAUGCAGUUUCACAGACAGAUGAUCUUUGUAGUAGCUCGGAUGCCAACAUGACUGGACCGGAACUGGGCGAGAGCCUGCGAAACGAGAUAGAGCUGAUUAUAUGUGCUGCCGAAAACUGUGCGAGGAUUAUCAGCACCUUCACCGUCGAGCUGAUGUCUUGGGAUUUUGCCGGUUUCUGGUAUGCUUGGUCUCGCAUUGGUUGGGCGAUAACCUCAAGCUUUCUUGCCUUACUCUUUGUCCAAUCACCAAGCGUGCAGCACGCAAAAACGUGCAAGAUUCUGAUCGACAAGUGGCGGCAAAUAUUGCGACACCAGUCUCAAAGCUUCGAGGACAUGAGCCUUGGGAUUCUCCGGUUGGAUGCGAUGUACUGGUCAAACAUGAAUAAGAUCUUUAGGAUUAACAGACAUGUAGCACAAGUAAUCAAAGACUCGACAUGA
Messenger RNA from Colletotrichum costaricense, 1776 nucleotides. Its product is annotated as fungal specific transcription factor. Gene Ontology annotation, cellular component: nucleus. Gene Ontology annotation, biological process: DNA-templated transcription. Bases 1 to 1776 code for a protein of 591 amino acids. The transcript has 5 exons. The record is from RefSeq and is a predicted model, not a curated record. Gene Ontology annotation, molecular function: zinc ion binding; DNA binding. NCBI's taxonomy places the organism in Eukaryota, Fungi, Ascomycota, Sordariomycetes, Glomerellales, Glomerellaceae.